This is a messenger RNA of Gilbertella persicaria, 798 nucleotides long. RefSeq lists its product as uncharacterized. The transcript has 3 exons. The record is from RefSeq and is a predicted model, not a curated record. The coding region runs from base 311 to 757 and encodes 148 amino acids. NCBI's taxonomy places the organism in Eukaryota, Fungi, Mucoromycota, Mucoromycetes, Mucorales, Choanephoraceae.
AGAAAUAUUAUCAUACACGUUGCUUUAGUUGUUUUUAUUGUCGACAACCAUUCUAUAAGAACAAUAAUGCAAAGACCAUUCCUAGAGUAUUCAAAGGCCAAAUUUAUUGUAAUGAACAUUACCAAGUAGCUGCAAGAGGGCUUACUUGUGCAACAUGGUAAAGCAUGCACAAAGUUUCUCCUUAGACUGAUUAUAUCGUCAUAGUAAAAACUCCAUAGAAUCGUUUGUACGACCUACUAUUGCGUUAGGUCAUUACUUUCAUCCUGAACAUAUUCGAUGCCAUCAUUGUCAUAAGCCUGUGGAUCCACUAAUGACAGGCAUAAAAGAAAGAAAAGGCAACAUCUAUUGCCAGACUGACUAUAACCAACUAUUUCUACCCAAAUGUCAAUCAUGUCAUAAACCAAUAGAAAAAGAAGCUGUUGUGUCUAGUGAUGGUAAACUAAAAGGAAAAUGGCACAAAUAUUGCUUUAAAUGUCAAUUGUGUCAAUCUUCUUUUGUAAACAAUCAAUUCUAUAUCUACAACCAACAACCUUAUUGUAAGCUGGACUAUCAUAAACUCAAUAAUACAUUAUGCCAUUCAUGCUCUUUGCCGGUCGAAGGUGAAUGUGCUGUUACGUCAGAAGGAUGGCGUUUUCAUCCAAGUUGCUUUACUUGUCAUGCAUGCAAGACAAAUAUUCAUCAUGUAUACUAUGUAUAUAAUAAUCAUGUUUAUUGUCAAGACCAUAUACCUUUGAAUAACAUUCCCAAUUUUAGUUAGUGAGUGCUUUAUUGUGUUAUGCAUUAAAAUAUAUAUAUAUA